AUGGCGCCGAACGCCAUGCAUUACCUUUACCAAGCCGGUCCAAGUACCAGAGAUCGCAAAAGGUAUAUCACUUUCGUUCUGCAUGACAACGAUGGCAAGGAGAUGAAAUCUUAUAUCGACAUACCGAUCAAAAGCUUAGAAGACCUCAACGAAAAAGUGUUUUGGCUCAACAGACUCGUAAAGCAUGACUUUCCGCACGCUCUUCACGUUGAUGGUCACCUAGUUUUCAAGGGCGAGAGUUUGGGCAAGAGGGGCUGGGUUUCGCAGCUAUUUAUACCAGAUCUCAACCCAGAAUUGCCGAUAAAAUGCAUUCUGGACAAGAUCCCGACAUGCCUGGAACUGUCUGUCCGGUUUCCUCACUAUCAAAAGUUUCGUUUAUUUAUCCUGACAGAUGUGCAACGGGCCCGAGAACGGAGUUCAGGCACAUGCAGCCAGGAUGUGCUCCCAAGCAUAUGCUUCCGCCUUGUCAAGAGCCGAUCGCACGCCCAUUAUUGGCGGACUCAGUUGGAACAGCUGAAGGAGAAGGUUAUAGACAUCGAGGGAGGAACAGCCCCUGAACUUGACUUCACGCGAGCAGUCUUGAGCAUAGUUCCGCGCACCGAACAAGCUUAUUGGUCUUUCCGUCUUGGGAAUGCAGAUCCACAUGACGAUACUGGGAUAUCUUCCUUCUCGUUUAACAGAACAUUACUAAGAAAUGAUGGAGUAUAUGAGAAAUUUGAUGAAACCGAUCAGGUAGUCUUCGUGUUAGAGCAACAGGCAAUGCGGAACGGACAAAUAAUGUACGCCGACUACUACACCGGUAACACGAACGGAUUGACCAAUAGAGACUAUAGACCAUCGGCUGAUAUCUAUGAAAGUCAGCCAGACGCAUGGUGA
Molecule: messenger RNA, 876 nt
Organism: Pseudovirgaria hyperparasitica
Lineage: Eukaryota; Fungi; Ascomycota; Dothideomycetes; Acrospermales; Acrospermaceae
Exons: 1
Coding region: 1-876 (291 amino acids)
Source: RefSeq, a predicted model, not a curated record